Messenger RNA from Rhizopus microsporus ATCC 52813, 243 nucleotides. Its product is annotated as DNA-binding domain of Mlu1-box binding protein MBP1. Bases 1 to 243 code for a protein of 80 amino acids. The transcript is spliced from 2 exons. Lineage: Eukaryota; Fungi; Mucoromycota; Mucoromycetes; Mucorales; Rhizopodaceae. Gene Ontology annotation, molecular function: DNA-binding transcription factor activity; sequence-specific DNA binding. The record is from RefSeq and is a predicted model, not a curated record. Gene Ontology annotation, cellular component: nucleus. Gene Ontology annotation, biological process: positive regulation of transcription by RNA polymerase II.
AUGCCUCCUCCCCAACGGCCCAAGUUGACUACAACCGUCUGGGAAGACGAAGGCACAAUCUGUUACCAAGUCGACGCCAAGAGCGUUUGCGUAGCUCGUCGCCAAGAUAAUGAUAUGAUCAACGGCACUAAACUGCUCAAUGUCGUUGGUAUGUCUCGAGGUAAACGAGAUGGCAUCUUGAAGAACGAAAAAGGUCGCGUGGUCGUUAAAGUAGGAGCAAUGCACCUCAAGGGCGUCUGGUAA